Chanos chanos (milkfish) is the source of this 2549-nucleotide messenger RNA. It is a transcript of the gene ccm2, whose product is annotated as CCM2 scaffold protein. The record is from RefSeq and is a predicted model, not a curated record. Gene Ontology annotation, biological process: heart development; vasculogenesis. The transcript is spliced from 10 exons. NCBI's taxonomy places the organism in Eukaryota, Metazoa, Chordata, Actinopteri, Gonorynchiformes, Chanidae. Bases 234 to 1622 code for a protein of 462 amino acids.
UAUCGAUGAAAUACGGAGCUCUGCUGCUCGGGACACCCAUAGUCGUUUAUUCAAUGUGAUGUAUUACUGUCAUAUGUGGGCCGAUUUCUUUUAUCAGACCAGUUUGCGACAAGAGGAUCCCUCAGUUUAGUUUACAUUGGGAGAGUGCCACCCUGGAUGUCGCUGUUUCGGCCAAAUGUCAUUGAGCUCGCGAACAUUUCACCCGCCUGUUAAAGUGUGAACAUGAGGAGUAUAUGUACAUAGAAAUGGAGGAUGAUGUAAAGAAAGUUAAAAAGCCUGGCAUCGUAUCUCCGUUUAAGCGCGUCUUUCUGAAGGGGGAGAAGGGACGGGAUAAGAAGGUCCAGGAGAAGGCGGUGGAGCGACGGGCUCUUCACACCUUCUCCCUCUCUCUCCCUGAUCACCGCAUCGACCCUGACAUCCUGCUCAAUGACUACAUCGAAAAGGAGGUCAAGUACCUGGGCCAGCUGACGUCGGUGCCUGGCUAUCUCAACCCCUCCAGUCGGACCGAAGUCCUACAGCUCAUCGACAAUGCAAGGAAGUCACACCAGCUGGCGGCGCAGUUGACGGCCGAGCAGGACGCGGUCGUGAGCCUGUCGGCGUACAAUGUGAAGCUGGUGUGGCGUGACGGGGAGGACAUCAUCCUGCGCGUUCCCAUCCACGACAUCGCCGCCGUCUCCUACAUCCGCGAUGACUCGCUGCACCUGGUGGUGCUAAAGACAGCCCAGGAUGCUGGAGGUUCUCCAUGUCCCAGUUCGUGUCCAGAGCUGUCCAAAUCCCCUACGCUCAGCUCGCUGUCUGAGAGUGGCGCUGUGUUAGUGGAAGUGUGUUGUCUGCUGGUACUGGCAGUGGAGAACAAGGCAGCGGCCGAGGAACUCUGUCUGCUCCUGGGGCAGGUCUUUCAGAUCGUCUACACGGAAUCUACCAUCGACUUCUUGGACCGGGCCAUCUUUGACGGGGCCACCACACCGACCCGGCAUCUGUCUCUCUACAGUGAUGACUCUUCAAGCAAAGUGGACGUCAAAGAGGCCUUUGAAGCAGAGACUAGUGCUUUCUCAUUCCAGAGUUCUCUGGAGGCGGGAGGCCAUUCGCCCUAUCCUUCUCCCUCCUCAACCCCAGCUUCACCUCAGACCAAAACAGCCAGUGAGAGUGAACUGAGUGCUACAGCUGCUGAACUGCUGCAGGACUACAUGACCACGCUGAGGACGAAACUGUCCUCUCAGGAGAUCCAGCAGUUUGCCACUCUUCUGCAUGAGUAUCGUAACGGUGCCUCCAUCCAUGAGUUCUGCAUCAAUCUGCGACAACUCUACGGCGACAGCAGGAAGUUCCUCCUACUGGGCUUGAGGCCCUUUAUCCCAGAGAAGGACAGCCAGCACUUUGAGAACUUUCUGGAGACCAUCGGCGUGAAGGACGGCCGCGGCAUCAUCACCGACAGCUUUGGGCGAUACAGACGGACCGCCAGCUCCGCCUCGGACUCCACCACCAACGGGAACGGAGCGGCGGGGGGCGCGGACGAAGGCCCGGCGAACUCCGAAGGCGACGAGUGGGACCGUAUGAUCUCGGACAUUAGCAACGACAUCGAGGCCUUAGGGUGUAGCAUGGACCAGGACGGGGUGUCGCCAUGACGACGGCGCGCCGUGGCCUCGCGGCGGUGUCGCCAUGACGACGGCACGCCGCAGCAGUAGUAGCAGCAGUAAUACUAGCGUGGGCUUUUGAGUCUGAGCAUAUGCUGGAACGGAGACAGUGUAGCAGUCAGCUUUCAGCCCCGGCUGACACAUGACUGCUUUGCUGUUAUUCAGUAUGGAUAACAGUUAAUCUGAAGAGUCCCAUUGUUUGUUUUUGUUUGUUUGUUUGUCUGAGUAGGUGUGGAUAAACACAUGUCCCUCUGUGAACAUUUAUCGGCAGCAUCUGCCGUCUGCUAGAAGGAGCUUGACCCUGAAGUCCCUGAAGCCUAGAGUCCUCUCCCAGUGCCUCUGGAAUCAUUUUGGAUUUGGAAUGUGGAUCAAAGGCAUCCAUUAUCUUUUCUUUUAACAUGAGGAGUUUUGUUUUGUUUUUCUUUGUUUGUUUGUUGAAAUGUCCUUUUGAGCUUUGAUUCCGCAAAGUUCAUUCCCUUUUUUCCAUUUGACAGCUUUAUGCUAACCCUGUUUGUGUGUAACUCUUUUUCUCUGUCAUUUAUAACAUUUAAAAAUGCUUCACUAUUAUAAUUUUUUCACUCACUGUUGGUUCUUUGCAUUAUGGAAGUUGUGAGACCCAGUGAUUUUGGAAACAUAGCUCUAUUUUUCUGAAAACACGGAGCGUUUGGAUAUGUCGACAAGGCUUUUGACUGGCUGAUUGAAAACGCGAUAUUUGUUACGCAUCAGAAGAAGAGGGAAAAGAAACACUUUCAUCAUGUCCACGAUUCUUAAUAUCUUUUCCAGACGUUCUGAGUGAGCUCAUUUUGUGCCUUGCAGGACAACUGCUCUUUGUAUCAUCCAACAGGGAUGUGAGAUUUAUUCUGUAGUCUGUACAGAACAUGGCUGAAGUGUGUAAGGUAUUAAAUAUCAUGUACAGUA